This is a messenger RNA of Chinchilla lanigera (long-tailed chinchilla), 180 nucleotides long. Its product is annotated as keratin-associated protein 20-2-like. Lineage: Eukaryota; Metazoa; Chordata; Mammalia; Rodentia; Chinchillidae. The transcript has a single exon. The record is from RefSeq and is a predicted model, not a curated record. Bases 1 to 180 code for a protein of 59 amino acids.
AUGUGCUACUACGGCAGCUACUAUGGUGGCCUGGGCUAUGGCUAUGGUGGCCUAGGCUGUGGCUAUGGCUGUGGCUAUGGCUAUGGUGGCUAUGGCGGCUAUGGUGGCUAUGGUGGCUAUGGUUAUGGCUGUUGCCGCCCCCUGUGCUGUAGAAGAUACUGGUCCUAUGGCUUCUACUGA